GGGCCGGGGGCGGCGGCCCGGCAGGGCGCGCUCGGCCCCUGAGGUGCGGCCGCUCAUAGCGCGCCGGCUCGGGGGAGGCGGCGGCGGCGGCGGCGGAGCGACGUGCAGGAUCAGGAUGUCUGGGCUGCCCGGCGGCCCGGAGCAGAGCGCGCCCGACGCGCCGCGCGCUGGCUUCGUGCUGGGGCUGGACGUGGGCAGCUCUGUGAUCCGCUGCCACGUCUAUGACCGGGCGGCGCGGAUCCGCGGCUCGAGCACUCAGAAGGUGGAAAGUCUUUAUCCUCAAACUGGCUGGGUUGAAAUUGAUCCUGAUGUUCUCUGGGUUCAAUUUAUUGCUGUAAUAAAAGAUGCUGUCAAAGCUGCUGGAAUACAGAUGAAUCAAGUUGUUGGUCUUGGCAUAUCAACACAGAGAGCAACUUUCAUUACGUGGAACAAGAAAACAGGACAUCAUUUUCACAACUUCAUUAGUUGGCAAGACCUAAGAGCUAUUGAACUUGUAAAAUCCUGGAAUAGUUCUCUUCUAAUGAAGGUAAUACACAGUUCCUGCCGAGUGCUUCACUUUUUCACUAGAAGUAAACGACUGCUAGCCGCCAAUAUGUUCACUUUCACAACCCAGCAUGCUUCUCUGCGCCUGGCCUGGAUAUUACAGAAUAUAAUAGAGGUACAAAAGGCAGCUGAAGAAGGAAAUUGUUGCUUUGGAACUAUUGACACCUGGUUAUUACAUAAGCUCACCAAAGGUUCUGAAUAUGCCACGGAUGUUUCAAAUGCCAGUACAACUGGACUUUUUGAUCCCUAUAAGAUGUGUUGGAGCAGUCUCAUUACCUCCUUGGUUUCAAUACCACUCUCCCUCCUGCCUCCUGUGAAGGACACGAGCCACAAUUUUGGAUCAGUGGAUAAAGAGAUAUUUGGUGUGCCUAUACCAAUAGUUGCCUUGGUCGGCGACCAGCAGUCAGCCAUGUUUGGAGAAUGCUGCUUCCAGACAGGAGACGUGAAAUUAACCAUGGGAACUGGGACUUUUUUGGAUAUUAAUACUGGAAAUAACCUACAACACACUGUGGGAGGAUUUUACCCAUUAAUUGGGUGGAAGAUUGGGCAAGAAGUUGUGUGCUUGGCUGAAAGCAAUGCAGGAGACACUGGUAUUGCCAUAAAGUGGGCUCAGCAGUUAGAUCUUUUCACAGAUGCUGCUGAAACUGAAAAAAUGGCCAAAAGUUUGGAAGAUUCUGAAGGAGUUUAUUUUGUUCCAUCUUUUAAUGGAUUACAGGCUCCACUGAACGACCCCUGUGCAUGUGCCUCCUUCAUGGGUUUGAAGCCUUCCACCAGUAAAUACCACCUCGUUCGAGCAAUAUUGGAGUCAAUAGCUUUCAGAAACAAACAAUUAUAUGAGACGAUGCAGAAAGAGAUUCAUAUUCCUGUAACAAAAAUCCGGGCAGACGGAGGAGUCUGUAAGAACAAUUUUGUCAUGCAGAUGACUUCAGACUUGAUUAAUGAGAACAUAGAGAGACCUGACCACUUUGACAUGUCCUGCCUAGGUGCGGCAUCUCUAGCAGGCCUUGCUGUUGGGUUUUGGACCGACAAGGAGGAGCUAAAGAAACUGAGGCAAAGUGAAAUGGUUUUCAAGCCACAGAAGAAAUGGCAAGACUAUGAAAUGAAUAUGGAAAACUGGCUCAAAGCCGUGAAACGCUCCAUGAAUUGGUACAACAAGAUGUAAUCCACUGAUGCUGUGGAAACCGCAGCUGGCUGAUAUCCAUGCUGUGCACACGAGGCAAAGCUCAGGGAUAACCAGAAAUUAACAGUGACCUGGAAGAGAUGCCAAGCAAGCUUCACAGCUUCAGAGGAAAAAGAAUUGCUUUCCAAACAAAACAAAACAAAACAAAAAAACUUUUGUUUUUAUCCAAAGCUUGAUAAAAUUAUAUGGCAACAAUACCUCAAAACUUCGGAUUUUUUUUUUCUCAAAUUCCAAAGGACAUUAGCCAUUUCCAGCCAUAUUUUGAUAGUUAUAGGUCCUCCUCCUUGUUUGCCUUGCCUGUGGGGGAUGUGUUCCAAGACCCUGGUGGAUGCCGAAACCAUGGAUAGCACCAAAACCUAUAUUGCUAUGGUUUUUCCUCUACACACGUGAUAAAAUUCAGCUAAUAAAUUAAGUGUGAUAAGGGAUUAACACUGGUAAUAAAAUAGAACAAUAUAACAAUAUAUUGUCAUAAAAUUACAUAAGGGAGGUCUCUCGUCUAAAAUAUCUCAUUGUGCACUACUGACCUCCCUUUUGGUGUGGAUGUGAGAUGUACAGUGCGCGAGCAAUGAGGUGAAGUGAGCUGAAUAAGUACACACUUAUGCUUCCUGGCUCUGACCUUUACAGUCUGAAGUGCAAUAGCAAAAGUAGCACAAAUUUCUUUUUCCUUCACAAUUUCCCAGAUAGAAGAUUUGUUCUCACCAUAGAUCUUAGCAAUCUCAGCAUGUGGUUUUUUUCCUUUCCUUAUUUUUGUUCUUUCCUAAGCAAAGGACUUUCACCUUUUUUUUUUUUUCCACUUUAAAGGAGCAUUUUACAGCUUUUCUUUGGUAUAUCUGAAAGGCCAGCAUCACUGCUCUUGCGUGUUGGGACCGUUACUGAGUAAAAUACUUAAACACAAGAUCUGCAGUAAAGUGACAGUGAUGUGAUAACCAAGACAGAUAAUAAGUGACUGACAAGCGGGUAGCAUAUACCGUGUGGAUACACAGGACAACGGGAUGAUUGGCACAACAGUGUGGGAUUUCAUCAUGCUACUCAGAAUGGCAUGCAAUUUAAAACUUAAGAAUUGUUUAUUUCUGGAAUUUUCCAUGUUAUAUUUUUGGACUAUAAUUGACUACAAGUAACUGAAACCAUGAAAAGUAAAACUUUGGAAAAGGGGGCCACUGUACAUAGAAACAUAAUUGUUUACCCUCUGAACAGUGGAUCAAGCACCAUUCACAUUUUGUUCCGAAAUUAAUGUGAAAAGUAUUUCUUCAAUUAUUUAAAAUUAAGUGGGCUAUUUGAAGUCCAUAUAGGUAAAAAAGAAAGAACUGAGAAAAUGUAGAAUUUUGGAAUAUUAAUAUUUUAUGUUUAAAGCCAUAAUUUUUUAAUGUCAUAUCCAAAUAUGAGCCCAGCAUGUCCCUCUCAGAUAAAUGUGUCAGUCAGUGCUUUCCUUUACUGCACUUGAAGUCACUGCCUUAAUUUUUCCUUGUUCAGCCAAAAUCUUUGCAUUCUUUAUAUGUUAAAAAACUAAUUUUAGUUAUUGGUUCUUAAGGAAUAGAAAAAUAUGCUUAUUUUCCUUCUGAAAUAUUAAUUCUUUCAAAAACUGUGAGGCACAAAAUUCUGUUUUUUUUUUUUAACAGAAUGUAAGUAGUUAACACAAAUUUAGUCUCCUCUUGUCUUUUUUCUUUCUUAUUGUUAGUCGUUAAAAUGCUGGCAUAAAUGUCCUUUUUAUUAAGUGCCUAACUGACAGAGCUUACUUUGAAGAAAGUGCCCUAAUUUAUUAGUGACUUAAGAAUUGCCUUCAUUGGAGAAUUUGACUUGUCUGAGUAUCUUCUGUUGUUGUUCAGUCUGCUCAUCUCUCUGAGAUGUGUGUAGAGGAUAGCAGAUGAGAGGUGAGGGGAAUGUGUCCACGUUAAUGACUGCCCUCUGGCCGCCCACCCAGAGAUCCACAGCGGGGAGCUAGCUGUUGGACAGUUGGACUGUUGGACAGUCCAACAUCCUCAAGCUCCCUUGCUAGAAAUAACAUAGAGAAGCGAGAGUUAUGAGUAGCUCCAGGCUGGGGGUGAAGUUGUCACAAGGCAGGGUGACACCUUCCAAUGUGUUCUACUGCCCUCUUCCCUUCCCUACAUCUGCCAUGGGUUCUAUUUGGAUUUGCAGUCAAAAUUUGGUCAAGAGCCAUCACAUAAAGUUCUACAGUUAUGAAACUAGCUAUUACAUAAUAUGUAACUAAGGGAGGGAUUCUUGCAGAGAAUUUUGUUGUCAUAUAUGACAAUGUCAAACAAGUAUGACAGAACUAAUAGUAAAAUUUUCUGCAAAUUCCACUUCAGAGAACCUCAAUUCUUUUCUUAAAUUACUGAAUUUUUCUGAUGGAGGCAUUUUAGCAAAUGUAUGGUAUUAGUAACUCCCAUGAAUUAAGAUUUGGAAUUAUUUUAUUAAAUCGGAGUAUUUGAUAAGUCAGAUAAUAUUCUUUUCAUUCUUUCUUUUUUUUACAUCUUUGCAAAGACUAAUGACUAAUUAAAGGCUUUCUUUUCAAAAUUGUAUGAAGGCUGCUCUUUUGCUUUGCUCUUUCUUACAGAUUCUGCUUCUCAUUGAGUGUGAUUUCAUAGGAAAAAUUCUUUUUGUUAGAAUGUACCAAUUUAUAACAUUGAUAGUGCCUAAAAGUGUGCUAGUUUAUUUCUUUUCCAUAUUCUUCUUUCUCAACAUAUAACCACAACAUAAAGGAUAAAUACUUUAUUUUAAAAAGAUUUAUUUAUUUAUAUAUUUAUUUGAGAAGCAUAGUUAAAGACAGGGAGAGACAGAGAGAGAGCUCCUCCAUCCGCUGAUUCACUCCCCAGAUGGCUGUAAUGGCUGGAGCUGGGCUGAUCCGAAGCCAGGAGCCAGGAACUUCCUCCAGGUCUCCCACGUGGGUGCAGGGGCCCAAGCACUUGGGUCAUCUUCCACUGCUUUCCCAGGCCAUCAGCAGGGAGCUGGAUCAGAAGUGGAGCAGCCAGUACUUGAAGUGGUACCCAUAUGGGAUGUUGGCGCUGCAGGCAGAGGCUUAACCUACUAUACCACAGCGCUAGCCCUGAUAAAUACUUUUCAGACAGUGUGAGAAAAUAACUUUGAGUGUCUCUCACUGGACUUAAGCAGCCCCUCAAAAAUCUGUAGCUAAUUUCUUGUCUUCUGUGAAUCUAUAAACUAAUCUUUUACUUUUAAUAUUUCUAGCCAAUAUUAGUGACAGUUCAGCAAAUCCUUUUUUCAGAUUUAACCAUGAUCAAAAACAUCAUCACAUUUGCUUUUAUGGUUCCAGAAAACAUUGUAAUCAAAAUCAGCUAAGGAGAAAAAUUAUCCUUAUCAUCUUUCAAGUUUAUUUUUUAUUUGUGCACUACUAUUGGAAGUUUCAAACAAUGUAUGCUAAUAUUUCUUAGCAUGUUCUAUUUUCCCUGUAUGAAAAUAUCAGAUAGUUUUAGGAAGUCUCCAGAUAUCUCACCCUGGAGGAGAAUGUUCCUGUAUAAUCCAUCUUAAAAUGGACUAAAAUUUUGUUUGCACUAUAGAUUUAACUGAUUUUUAAAUCUUUUCUAUCUGACCAACAUAAGAUUUUCCAAUUUCAGCACUGACAUUCAGUUGAAUAAUUCUUUGUUCUAGAGGGCAUUAUAGGAUGUUUAGCAGUGUCCAUGACCUCUGCCCUCCAGCUCCCCCUAGUUAUAACCAAAAAGGCCUCUAAGCAUUGCCACCCUGGGAUACAAGAUCACCCCCAGAUGAGAGCCAGUGAUAGAAGAAAAUGGAAGACACAGUGAAUAUAGAGUCACAUUCUUUUUCUCUGUUUUAUUUUACCUUAGGAAAUGGUUUAAGAGGUGGUAGUAGUAUGUUAAAAUAAAUAGGGUUUCUGCUUUGCUAGUUAAUAAGGAAAAAAAAAUCUGAUGUUGCAGUUAUGUCUUCUGAUGUUUUAUCUACCCACCCCCAGCCCUACCUUUGCACACUGUGAUCUUACUUAGUAGGUUCAUGACUUCAGUAUAGUAUUUAGGGUUUAGGGUUAGGGUUAGGGGUUAAUGUAUUCUGCAGAUUGUCUUUGACUUGAUCUGCUUUUUUACUUCAUUUUUAACUGGGAAUAAAGAGGGUGAUCACUCUCUUUCAUCUGCCUUCUGUAUAAACCCUCGCCAGACUGGAAGCUCCUUGAAAGCAGAAAUCGUGUCUGCAUUCCCAGAACCAAACACUGUGCCUUCCUGUUUGUGGGAUCCAUUUUUACUUUGUAAGUGCAACUUUGUUUGCAUACACGUUUUGUUCCUGACGUUCCUGGUCGUUUGUUAGAAGUGAACUAGGUCAGUGAGUGAUUGAGAAGGACUACUUUGCUAUGACAGCUAGAAUCCUCGUGUUGUUUAUUUAAAAAUUCUUCAUGUGUUUAUAUGUCUGCAAGUGCAUUUCUCAGAGAGACACAUCCACAAAUCGCUUAGUUUAUGUGUUUGACUGUGGGUAACAAACAAGAGAUUGAAUCUUCCGGAUGCCAAACAAGCUGGUACUAUAGGAAGGAAAAGGCAGAAGGAGCCCCUUCUGUGGGGGACGUAUAUGCGGGAGACCAAGCUUUAACCCCAAGUGGCAGGAAUUUUAUAGUUCCGAGGGGAGAUACAGCCAUCUCCUGGCAUUCUUAGACUUGGAGUCAAGAGUCAUCUACAGACAGCCUAGACAGUUUAAAUAUACCAUAAUGGAUUCUGAAUCCCUUUGGAAACCUGGAUCACGUUUCUCCAUUGAAGUUAAAGACCCCAAACCCACCUCAGACCUCUGAGACCUACUUGGUUCCAGAAUUAUCUCAAAAUAGCAAAAGCCAGGUCAUCUGUUCAAACCAUUCAAAAUAGGUGAUGCCAAAACAUCCGACAGGCGAUCCAGAAUCAUGUUGUUUUUGUAAGUUUGGGGGCUUCAUAGCCAUAAAUAUUUUGGCACCAGCGUCUAUUGUAAUUCACAGGCUCUGUAGUCUCUACGUUCCCGUGAGAUGCUUGUCCCUGGAGGAAUGCAGGAAUGGGAACAGGAGACAGGAGCCUGCAGAAUCACUUAUUUAUGAAAUUCCCUGCUACUCUGUUUCCCCUCCUUUGACGCUUUCCUAAAUUUAGUCUGUUAUAAAAUGGCUGUGUCUAGACAGAUAUCGGUGUUGUUUAGGGGGAAAAAAAUGAUACAGGAACUCCAAUUUAAAUGAGCCUUAUCUUUAUAAGAAACUGCCAAACUGGUUUUCCAAGUGGCUUGUAUCAUUUUCUCCGCAGCAGUGUAUGAUGGUCAACUUUCUCCACUUCCUCACCAGCAUUGAUGUCACUGUCUUUUAUUUUAGUCAUCUGACAGUGAUAUCUCAUUGUGGUUUUAAUUGUAUUACUGUAAUAUGAUGAUAUUGAACAUCUUUUCAUAUAUCUUUUUGCCAUUUAUUUAUCCUCUUCUGUGAAAUUUCUGUUUAUAUCUUUUGCCUGUUUGCUAAUUGGAUUGUUUGUUAAAUGAGCCAUAUCUUAAAAUAUCCUUUUUAAAGUUUUUUAAAUCAGUCCAGUGACUUAAGAAAUCAUUAAAAGGUUUUUCAAAUCCUUCUAGGUAAAAUAUGUAUAGUGUUUGAACAUGAUUUUUUAAUCUGAGCAGAAGAAUUCUUGUAUUCCUUGUGUGGUACUAAUACUGUGUAAAGUUUCAAAGAUACCUUUACUUGGAAUGUUAAGCAGAAUGUACAGAUAUAUACAUUGUACAUGGCUACCAGAAUGUUUCUAAUCUUUUUUAUUUAAAAUAAGUGAUUUAAGGGGUCAGAAUGACUGUGAAAAAUUAAUUAAAAUUUUUCCUAUUUGUGCAACAUGGGUAAAUGUAGAAUCCUAUUCAUAUGGAUUCAUAUAUUCUUAUUUCUCUGGUGUUCUUUAAUUUCAUAGUUUUAUUAAGUAGUCAUUGAGAACCUCAUAAAUUGCAAUCGUUAAGCUCUGUAGAUAAAAAUCAAGGAUGCUCAGCAGUUGAAAUAAAUAUUUUUCUAUGCAUGUGAAUUUUUCCCUUAGGUUUUUGUGUACUUUAAAUUUUAAAUGUAAAAAAGAAAUUACUUGGACAUUUUUAUUACUAUUUUCUGUUUGGGUUUCUGCACAUUAAGAAAGUCACAAAAAUAAGCAUAUGUUAACUACAAUUCUACCCUGAGAUAAAUUUAUGCUUAAUAUAGUUAGAGAAGAAGAAUUUUAUGAAAGCUUCCUCUUAAGGCUCAUUAUUCUUUAUAUAUAACAUUUUUGCAUAAAGGAAACUACUAAAGAAGAGGGUUAGUUCUUUGUGGUGAGGAAACCAUCAGAUGCUGUGAAAUAUAUUGUACUUUUAAAUAUUUAAGAAGACAAGAACUAGAGGAAAUGUAAUUUCAUGUACUAAUAUGAAAGUAGUCUAGCGGCUAUUAAAAAUCACUUCUGAAAAUUAUUAUUGAAAAGUAUUUGGGGAACUGCAAUGAAAUGGCGCAUGAUUGACCUAUACAUGUGGGUCUAUUAAAGCUGUUUUUACUUCCUGUUCCUCUCUUCAUUGCUGUGCAGGAACACACAUUUCCAGUGACCUCCAUAUGCUGGAAGACACAGCAGGUGGUCUGGAUCCCCUGCCCUGGCUGCAGUGGAGUCUCCUACUGUUUCUAAGUCUAUGGGGUCAUUUUGUAGUAGGAAAUUUGAAGAAUGAUAAACAGUGAAUUAAUUAUUUGAAGAAAGGAAGGGAUUUAAAAAAAAAAAACUAUUUAUUUGAAAGAGUGACAGAGAGAGGGGACAGGCAUGGAGACAGAAGAGAGAUCUUCCAUCUGCUGGUUCACUUGACAAAUGACCACAAAGGCCAGGGCUGGGCCAGACCAAAGCCAGGAGCCAGGAUCUCCCAUGUGGGUGACAGGCUCCCAUGCACUUGAGCACUUCCCAGGCGCAUUAGCAGGGAGCUGGAUCAGAAUCCAAGCAACAGGAACUCGAACUAGUGCACCAAUAUGGGUGCAGCAGCUUAUCCCACUGUGCCAUAACACUGGCCCUUUUUUAAAAAUUAUUUGCAAGACAGACACACAGAGAGGCAGCAGAACAAGGUCCCAUCUGCUGCUUCACUCAUAAAAUGUUUGCAAUAACUGUGACUGGAAUUUUGCUCUACAUGAAAGCUAAGAAGUGAGUCUCCCAUAGUUUCAUGGGUAGUGACUAAAGAUAUGAGACUCUUGGGUCAGAGACUAAGAACAUUACUACUUGGGGCCCAGUGCUGUGGCAUAGCAGGUUAAGCCACUGCAACAAUAUGAGCGCCAGUUCGAGUCCUGGCUACUCCACUUCUGAUCCAGCUCCCUGCUAAUGUGCCUGGGAAAACAGCGGAAGAUGACCCAAGUUCUUGGGCCCCUUCACCCAUGUGGGAGACCUGGAAGACGAUCUUGGCUCCUGGCUUCAGUCUGGCCCAGCCCUAGCUGUUGUGGCUAUUUGGGGAAUGAACCAGCAGAUGAAAGAUCUCUCUAUAAUAAAGAUGUCUCUCUCUGUGUGCAUCUCUGCCUUUCAAAUAAACAGAUAAAUCUUAAAAAGAAGGAAAGAAAGAAAGAAAGAAAGAAAGAAAGAAAGAAAGAAAGAAAGAAA
This is a messenger RNA of Oryctolagus cuniculus (rabbit), 9228 nucleotides long. RefSeq names its product glycerol kinase 5 (gene GK5). Gene Ontology annotation, cellular component: mitochondrion. NCBI's taxonomy places the organism in Eukaryota, Metazoa, Chordata, Mammalia, Lagomorpha, Leporidae. The record is from RefSeq and is a predicted model, not a curated record. Gene Ontology annotation, biological process: glycerol metabolic process; triglyceride metabolic process; phosphorylation. Gene Ontology annotation, molecular function: phosphotransferase activity, alcohol group as acceptor; kinase activity.